Brienomyrus brachyistius is the source of this 5471-nucleotide messenger RNA. RefSeq names its product ubiquitin carboxyl-terminal hydrolase 43-like. NCBI's taxonomy places the organism in Eukaryota, Metazoa, Chordata, Actinopteri, Osteoglossiformes, Mormyridae. The transcript is spliced from 15 exons. Gene Ontology annotation, molecular function: cysteine-type deubiquitinase activity. Gene Ontology annotation, biological process: protein deubiquitination. The coding region runs from base 532 to 3813 and encodes 1093 amino acids. The record is from RefSeq and is a predicted model, not a curated record.
GUAUUUCUAUGAGAGAGAAUGAGGCGAGUCAUUAUUUAAAUGAGAUAAUGAUGACAAUUAUAUUUGUAGCCAUAUAUAUUUGUAAUUUUCAUCUCUAAGGAGGAACGGGCUAUCGUCAUGUAUAAAUUUGACAUCUGUACGGCAGCAUAUUUACAAACUAAACCAGGCCAUAUACAUUUUCAGAGUGGGACUUGUGGGAGACAGAAAUCUAGAGCGACAGCAGAGAGUUGGUAGCCUUGAGCAUCGGAGGAGAAGGUGCUUAUUAUCACUAGUGAGUAAUGACGGAGUUUUGAGUCAACUUGCCGUACCUUUCGUUUUAGAUAUUGCAGACUGCGUGCAAAUCGUAAUUAUCGUGAUGCCUGGGACACAUCGUUCUGGCAGGACCGGAUGUUUUUUCCUGCCUUGGCACCGCGGCAGUGCCACUUGUCAGUGGUGUGAUUGUGGUUCACAGUAGGUCCGUCUCGGUCAUUAGAUACGAGAGGAGUCCCGAGUCCGCCGGCUGUACUUCUCUUAUCCAUCGGUGAACAACCCAUGGCUAACCAAAUGGAGGAGGAAAUGAAGAAUCACAAGGCGAAAGGCAAAAUGACAAAGCGCAAAGAGAAGAAGCCGAAACCGAGGAAGCUCAACCGGGGGAAAUCAAUGCGGUCCGUCGGGAGCUUCGUGGACAAGGUUUUUAAAACUUUGGGCACUUUAGCUCGCUUUGGGGACGUAAGCUUGCCAGAUGCGGAGGAUGAUGACGGUGGAUUUAGAGACUGUACACCAUGCACGUUAAGCGCCAAUACGGGACAGUUCAAAGAGGACUCGGUCAUCGCGGAGCAGACGACCAGCAACAGCGCGACGCUCCAUCACCAUGCGUCCAGCAAAGCCAGAUCGCCUUGCUGCUGUGGAGACAAAACCCCAGGGGUUCUGGGCUUGAAAAAUCAUGGCAACACCUGCUUCAUGAAUGCAGUGGUCCAGUGUCUGAGUAACACGGACCUUCUGGCCGAAUACCUCGGCUUGGAAAAAUACAGAUCGGAUUUAAGUCGGCCAGCUGUAAAUGGGAUUGUGAAAAGUGAAGAGGCGCAAUGUGUUAGGGGCGAGGUGACCGAGCAGCUGGCCGCCUUGAUACGAGCGCUUUGGACGCUGGAAUACACACCCCAGCUGUCUGUGGACUUCAAGACGACUGUAUCCAAGUACAGCUCCCAGUUCCGUGGAAACUCCCAGCACGAUGCCCUGGAGUUCCUGCUUUGGCUCCUCAACCGUCUGCACGAGGACAUCAGCUCCUCCCCGUGUGCCAACGGCAGCAGCCAUGGCAACAGCAGUGGAACAAAAGUGCCUGGAAAGGGUCCUACUGGAGCAGCGGAGACGCCGGUGGCCGGGAUGGCGAUCUCGCUGCGAGCGGCCGAGCGGCCCAGCUUUGUGCAGGAGCACUUCCAGGCCCAGUACAAGUCCUGCCUGACGUGCCCUCACUGCCUUAAACAGAGCAACACCUUCGACCCCUUCCUCUGCAUUUCCCUCCCAAUCCCUCUGCAGCAGACCAGGCCUCUGUACAUCACAUUGGUCUUCAGCACCAAGGCCCAGCGAUUCUUGCGGGUCGGCCUGGAAGUGCCGCUGUCUGGCCCGAUUGCUUGCCUGCGCAGGAUGGUGGCUGAUGAGGGCAAGCUCUCCCCAGACCAGGUAAUUCUCACAGAGGUUUACUCCACGGGGUUCCACCGCUCCUUUUUCGACGACGAGGACUUGACCAGCGUCGUAGAGACCGAUAUCAUUUACGCCUUUCAAGCUCCGCCCCUCUACUGGAAGGGGGGUCUCUUACAGUUCUCAGGGUAUCACCAUAGCCUCCCAUCAUCACCUUACUCCGCCGGCCCCGGGGGUCAACGGUUACCUCCCCUCGGCACCCUGUCGUCUGAGUUCCUGAACCAGGUGCCCUCUGUGAAGGUCAUCCUGCUGGUGUGUAACGCAGCCGGUGUGGGUCAGCAGGCUGUCAGGUUUGGACCCCCGUUCCUCAUGCGCGAGGACCGCGGCGUGUCCUGGGAGCAGCUCCAGCAGACCAUCCUCAGCCGGCUCUCGUACCUGAUGAUCCGUGGUGCCCAGACGCUGGCCGGGGGCAUGCUGUUCCGGAUACGGGUGGUGGGGGCCUCCAUGUCUCAAAGCUACCUGUCCCCCCAGGACAGACGUCCACUCUACCACCCAGUGGUGGACAGGGUCCUUAGGUUCUGUGGACCAGGGGGCCCCCCCCACGUGAAGCUCAUUAUUGAAUGGGACCACAGGAUGAAGGAGAGGCUGUUCGGGAACAUCCGCGAGGAGGUGGUGCAGGACUGCGAGAGUGUCAGGGCCCAGCAGCAGCAGCAGAGCUGCACGCUGGACGACUGCUUCCAGCUCUACACCAAGGAGGAGCAGCUGGCGCCCGAUGAUGCCUGGAGGUGCCCCCACUGCCAGCGGCUGCAGCAGGGCACGGUGCAGGUGAGCUUGUGGACGCUGCCCGACAUCCUGGUGCUACAUCUGAAGCGAUUCCGGCAGGCGGGAGGCCGGCGGCACAAGCUGCCCGCUCUGGUCCGCUUCCCAAUGGCCGGUUUGGACACCGCGCCCCACGUGGAGCGGCGGGGCGGCUGCGCCCCGCCGGCCGACCAGACACCUUCUCCGGAGUUCCUGUACGACCUCUACGCGGUCUGCAACCACCAUGGGGGCAUGCAUGGCGGCCACUACACAGCGUACUGCAGGAAUUCGGUAGAUGGGAAGUGGUACCGGUACGAUGACAGCGCCGUGGAUCUGCUGCCCGAGGCGGAGGUGUGCACACGCGAUGCCUACAUCCUUUUCUACCAGAGACGCAACGCCAUCCCACCCUGGUCUGCCAGCUGCUCUGUUAGAGACUCCACCAGCUCAUCCCUGUCUGAUCACUGGCUGGCCCGCCUGGGGGAGGAUGGUAAGAAGGGUGGCCAGGUGUCCAGGGUUUGCAUGAACUAUGCGUCUGCACCACCUGAAUCGCCCGUGUCCCUCGUCUUCCAAGAAGAGCUCCCCCUAGAGCAAACAGGAGAAUCUUUGGAAAAGUCAAUCGUGCUGGAGGCCCAGGGCCGGAGUGCGAGCUUGAGGACGCCCCCCAAGGCCAGGGAAGGUCUGAGCAAAGUGCUGCCCCUACGCUGGUCUCUGGGCUCCAGGGGGAACCGCAGACCGUGCACAGGGCAACUGGUGGAGUACCUCGAGUCUGGCCGGCGGCCGCGGUGCACCCAGGAACCCAUCAUUCCUCUGUGGAAGGAAAAGACGCUCCCAGACUCUCCCCGGCGUCGGGACUCCGCCGACAGGUGCAGCGAAGGUGCCCCAGCAGGGGGCGUGACCCUAAAGAGCGUUCAGGUGCAGGGUGGGGCUCAAGUUUCCCCAUCCUGGAGGGGCUCUAGUGUGGGGCCCAUCCCCAGCCCCACCCCUCCCCUUGGCUGGGAUCCCUUCAGGAGCCGGUCCAACAGCCAAUCAGGGCCAAUGGAUAAGAGAGUGGGGGGGCGUAGCGAGCAGCCCUCAACCCUGCCUCUCGAGGAGGGGAGGGGCAGUAAAGUGUUGGUGGCAAGGAGUCUGGAGGGCCGGCGGUCUUUCAUCCACCUGGGUUUCCUGAGGAGGGACCCCGAGGGUGGGGUGGUGGGCGACAAGGAAAACAGAGUCCUGGGGGAUGGGGACGUCCUCCCUUCCCACAGCCCCUCCAGCAUCCAAGCCCGCUCAGUUCCAGCCGUGCGAAGACUACUCCCCCAGGUCCCGAUGGCAGAAAGCCCCACUCACACCGCCUUAAACACGACAUGCUACUCCUCCACCUCGCUGGGCCGGAAGAGGCCAGUUCCCGAGUCCAUCUUUUAGUGACAUCCUGUCCUAGUCUGCCAGAUCCAUUUCACAUAGACCAGAACCCCCCCCUCCCCCAAAGCUUCUCCAGAGAGUGACCACACAGAGACUGCUGGAUGCUCACAGGUACAGGCUGCAGUGAUGGCUGAGGUCAUUGGGGUUAAAGGUCAGCCAGGUCAGAGGCCAUUGUAGAGGUGUCACAUGAACAUUUUACUUAUGUGUUAUGGAAAUUCAGGAUGUAUGUUUAAGAUUAACGCAUCUCAAUGGAAUUCCUUUUGUUCUCUUUUUCAUGACAGCGGAGCUGAGGAUCUCAGAACACUGGUACACACUGUAACAGAACACUGGUACACACUGACUAAAGAAACUGCAGAUUGUAAGCGAUGAAAAAGCCAUUGUUUACUGCAGAUUGCUUUUCAUUGCUUGCCGUCACUUUCAACAGUGUCAUUUCUAAUGAAAAAUUUCGUUCAGCUACUUCCAGUUUUUAAAAAAAUGGAAGGGAGGAGGAGGUGAAUGAUCGGAUUCAGAGCUGCAGUUUUAGAAACAAACCAUCAAAGCUUAAAGAAUUUCCUUGUGCUGGACAAAGAGGUAUUUAUAUUUGUGUGUAUGGCACUUUCCCCAAGCACUGGUGGUUAGAAACAUUCAGUUGUUUGUGGGAAUUUUAUUUACACAGAAAUGUUCUGAGCGCAGAACAAAAAAUGAUUAGUUGGUCCCACCUCCUCUAGUUGCUUGGACUCAACCUGCUCUACAAUCUGAUUGGUUAUCUCUCUGAACCAAUCAUUUUUCGUUCUGCCCUCAGGACAUUUUUGUCUAAGUAAAGCUCCAAUUGGCCAUUUGCCUGUGCCUGCUCUCUCACGUGAGGGCAGGCCGCCGCAUCCCCUCCUCAGAUUCAGCCACAUAGGAUCACGUCCGAAUCACAAGAGGCCCGUAACGGGAAUUGUGAGUGGCAGCGGCGGUUAUUUGACACAACGAGGGGAUUGUCGAGUCGGCGAUUCAAGCGAACGUUCCUAGAGGAGUGUGAGAGCGUGACCUCCGAAUGUAGCUGAUGAAGUUGAGUUAGAAGGAUGAUGCUGGAUUAUUAAAUAGUAUAGUACUGAUUAAGAUAAGGGCAGCAGUAUGCUUUUAGCAGGAAGCAGUGACACGGUGACCUCAGAAAGACAGGAUCACCUUCACUGGAAUACAGCUCAUAUGCAGACAAUUUCUAGACUAAUUCUCUGCUGACUAGUGGUACUGGGAAUAUCACUUUACAACAAAAGAAGCACAAAAUAUCCAAGUUAACAGUUUAAUUUCCUCCACCUUUAAUUGCUUCAUUCACAGCCAAUCUUUUAGGUGUAAUAUUUGUAAUGUUUUCUGUUAUUACAUAUAACCUGUCCUGGAUGGAUAUCAUAUGACGUUACACCUGUGAUGGUAAAAACAGCAUGUGGGAACACAGACGUGACACAGAUGGACUUUAACCAUUCUGUGGCUGCAAUCUUGAUUUUCUGUCACAGGCAAUGGGCCCUCACUGCAGCGCAGUGGCUCUGUGUGUGGAGCUGCAGUUCUCAUUCCAGUGACACUCUCUGGUGGAGUUCGUGCAGCAAACCCUGUCACAAUGCAGAGGCGAUGCUCGUGCCAAAUAUGCUGCUGCGUGUGCAGUUUUCUUCUUAUUACUUGUCAAUAAAACACAUCGUUUGUCAGAA